AUGGCAGACGGCCAACCUUUAAGCAAAAACCAAACGAGAGAAUUCGCCCACAGAAGCGAUAAGCGCCAGAACAAUGUCAACAACGAGAAACAGAGGGAGGAGGCUACGCAGCACAGAAGGGAGAAUGACGGCAAGGCACGUCAGCAGGAGACUGAGGAGAUCAGACGUCGAUAUGGCGACCUGCUAUGGUCCAGUCGAGAGACCGCAAACGUGAGCAGCGAGUCCAGCUCAAGACUGGAUCGGUGGAGGACGUUGGCCAGGAGAUCACCUUCCGAUGCCGCAUCCAUACUGUUCGCAAGAUGA
Molecule: messenger RNA, 303 nt
Organism: Letharia columbiana
Lineage: Eukaryota; Fungi; Ascomycota; Lecanoromycetes; Lecanorales; Parmeliaceae
Exons: 2
Coding region: 1-303 (100 amino acids)
Source: RefSeq, a predicted model, not a curated record